AUGAUUUGCGGGUGUCUGUCUAACAGGUCGGACAAAAGUAAUAUUUCAUUAGCAUUUUUGCGUUUAGGGGGAUAUUCACUGAUAUCGGACUAUUUGUCAUUUCUUUUUUUUAGCUUCUUGGCAAAGUUUAAAAAGAGCUUUCAUCGGUGAAAAUGUUUUUCAGAAGGGCAGUAUCUCAGCUGAUAUUCAUGAAUAUUUCUGCUGGUAAUGAAUUUAUAAGAAAAGCGUAAUUUACAGUAGUACAUCUGGAUAAUGGCUAAAAAAACAUUUGCAUGACUAAAUGACUUCAAGACGUCAUUUUGGUUAGUUUCCGCUGAUGAAGGAGGAGUUCUGUUUUUAACCGUAUACAGAUUAGGGUGUAUCAGUCAAGGUUCAGAUGAAAAUGUUCCAGAACGAUUACCAUAACUAUUAACAGGUCUCACUUGAAACAUCUAAAAGUGUGAGAAACAUUUUCGGUUUGCAGCGACUUGCACAUGUUAAAGUUAGCUCAGCGAACUCAACAUUUUGCCCAAAACUAGUUGCACAGAAUGAAUGCGGCCCGAUGAAGAAUAGCCCAGGAAACUAGAGAAAUACCGACUGAAGAGAAACUUCAUUAUUUUUAUUCAUAACACAUGUUAUAUCAACCACACUAAUCAUGGCGGUUUAUUGAACGGAUGUUUGGACAACCGUACCUGAUUUUACCAUUUUCUGCUUAAAAGGUUCUGCUUUUUGGCGGUGGAAAAUAGAAGAGUUUUGUUUGUUCAGCGUUUACAUCAACUAAUGUUACAAAGCGGAAAGAUGUGAAGUUUUUAUUCUAUGUUUUGACAAGAUUAUUGUACGCUAAAGAAAGCGCAAAGCGUGUGGAAAACUUAGUAGUGAGCAGGUGAAGAUACUGGGUAAUUUCCCCUUUUCGUUCCACAUAUGUUAACGAAUGUCUUUUUUUAACAGCUUGCCAGAUAUUUCACAAAAAUACACAGAGGAAAAAUGGUGUUAUUUGCCAGACGCUCUUCUACUGAGAAUUUUCACGCAUCUGGACAUGGAAGAUCUAUCGCGCAUGUCAAGAGUCUGUAAACAGUGGUACCGAGUGAGCCUGGACGCUAAUUUUUGGAGAAGCAUUGAUUUCUCCCUUUGUAAGCGGAAGCAUAUUCGUGACAUCACUGUUAUUUGUUUAGUUUCACGUGUCAGCUCGUCGUCAAUCAUGCAUAUAGACAUAUCAGGACCCACUUGCUCCCGUAUUACAAACAUAAGCUUAUUUCACAUAGCGCGCCAGUGCCCAAAACUUCGCAAACUCUACAUCUCCAAUAGUAACCGUGUGACAAGCACCGGAAUAGAGAUGAUCGCACGACAUUGCCCUUAUAUAGAAGUCCUCGGCUUAUCCAAGUGUCCGAUGAUACUAAACCGAGGUCUUGGUUUCGUGGUGCGCCGCUCAAAGAUGCUUUGCGAGCUGGACGUUAGCGGCUGCGUGUGGGUCACUGACGGUGUUCUUGUGGAAAUUUCCCAACAGUGUCGUUACCUAACAUAUCUAAACAUCGAAGGAUGCAAAAAAGUGAGCGACACUGGUUUAAUCUCACUCGCAAACUUCUGCUCUAGUUUAAAGCACAUCAAUCUACGAAACACCAAGCAAAUUACAAAUGAUGGCAUGCAGCAAUUUUUGAGUAAGCUGCCUGAUCUAGAAGGCCUGGAAAUAGGUUUGGUGCGGAAAGGUCGUGGAACAGCAGCAGUGUUGAAUAUUGUCGCAACACACUGCACGAAUUUGACCUUUUUUGAUUACCAGGAUUGUGUUCCCACUGCGGUUGAGGAUGUGCUUUGUCAGAUCGCUGAACAAUGUCAAGGGUUGCGUUACCUCGGAGUUCGACAUCUGCGCGAGACUCUGCCAAACAAUUUGGUGCUCUCUUUAACCGAGCGCUGUCCCAGUCUCCUCAAAAUUGACGCAUCCUUGAGAUUUUAUAUAUGA
Molecule: messenger RNA, 1933 nt
Organism: Porites evermanni
Lineage: Eukaryota; Metazoa; Cnidaria; Anthozoa; Scleractinia; Poritidae
Source: the annotation of a GenBank genome assembly